Engraulis encrasicolus (European anchovy) is the source of this 1217-nucleotide messenger RNA. RefSeq lists its product as uncharacterized. Lineage: Eukaryota; Metazoa; Chordata; Actinopteri; Clupeiformes; Engraulidae. The record is from RefSeq and is a predicted model, not a curated record. The coding region runs from base 236 to 1048 and encodes 270 amino acids. The transcript has 8 exons.
ACCAACCCUUGUGCUCCUUUAUUUCUAGACAUCAGAUGGCAAACUGUUAAUAUUGUUUGCCCAGGCAGUAAUGCAUACAGUCUUGUCCAGCUCUCAUAUUGUUGUUUACAAAUAUGUAAACACGUAUCUUAGUAGAAGAGGUGAGGAGGUGGAUUACUUCCGUGGGCCAGAGGUCAUGUGCAGUAGUGGCGGGAACAUCCACAGGAAGUGACAGGACAACUUAGCGACAUCUGUUAUGAUAGUCUUGAUCAUCAAGAUGGCUUGGGCAAGUGUAACUAAGGACAUGUCAACUAGCGACAGCCAUGGCAGACCGGAGGAAGUGCAUUACGAAAGUAACUCCCUCACAAAUGGAGAUGGAGACGGGGAAAACCUCAGAUCAACUAGCGACAGCCAUGGCAGACCGGAGGAAGUGCAUUACGAAAGUAACUCCCUCACAAAUGGAGAUGGAGACGGGGAAAACCUCAGAUUCCCUCAGCAGUGUGAGGAUGAUCCGUAUGGCUUCAACGCCACAAUGGUGAUUGGGCACACGGCUGCCCCACUCCGGUGGUGUCGUCCAUUUAACCUCCCAUUCUCUGCUUAUACGGACGUGCCACAGCCCAGUCGUCAUGUGACUGCAAACGAGAGGGGAAAUGAGGUUGCUGAUCAAGUGCUGCCUGUGGCUACUCCACCACAGAGUCCAGAGGAUCAGAGUCCUACCAGGGCUCCACCUGUCAGGCCUAGUCUAACAUUGACUGCAACCAAGAUGGAGAACGAGGUCGCAGAGGAAGUGCUGCAGGUGGCUCCUAAGCCACAGAGUCCUAUCAGAGCUCCAGCUGUGACGGCCAAUGACAUAGCCUCCGCUCCGAUUCCCACAAGACCAAGUCCCAAAAAGGGAAAAGGCAUUGAGCCUUUGGGAGUGCUGUUGCAAGCUUGCCAGGGUGGGGGGAGUGUCCCUGUCCAGGCCAUGGGGUCAGACGAGGACGAGGCGGCCAAAGGGAGGAGGUUCAAGAGAGGACGCAAAGACACCCGGAGGAGACGCAGAAGAGGACAGCGCCGAAACAGCCACUAGAGGGGAGCACUUUGCUACCCAAAGGAUUUUAUUUUUUAUUUUUCAAAUUUUAAAGAUGAAUUAAAGCUUGAUAAAAAAAAGGAAGUUAAGGGACAAAAUUGAAUUAUUUGAAAUAUUUUACUGAUGGAGAAGUCUAGUUACCAUGUUAUUGUUAUUACCAAGCAGCUGA